AUGUUUUAUCCGAAAAUAGUCGGAGGGCAUCGUGGUGGCAUUCACCAUCUCAUGUCACUUAUCUUGCUUCUCACAUGUCUAACAUCAUCAUCGUCAGCCGCCUUCUCCGCAAUAUCUUCUCUAAGUCUGGCAGACUCCCCAAGAAUCUGGCGAGGAAUUCCAGAGGUAACCAUUGAAUUGAGCGAUCAAGACUACAAAUAUUGUCAACUAUGUGUCGAUGACACGUACUGGAAUUCUGGCAUUGCCGACGAGAUCUGCAAGUACCAUGGAUUCGAAGGCUCAAUGGUGAUUAAGGACGACACAACACCAUCCGAACCCGAUUUCUUCUUAGAUGGAUAUGCAGUCUGUAAUAGAAUUGAAAACUCUAAUUUCCCGCUGGAAUGUGAAUUUAGAGAGUCGUGUGACAGAGUUCCCACCAUAUCGUGCAUAAUUCCUGGAUAUAUCGGCUGCUACACCGAAACAGCUUCCAAUCCAUUCUUUUCCGAUGGCGUAGAACCAAAUAUCACAGCACAAUCACCCGAUAUCCGCAUCUGUACACUAGCCUGUGCUUCGAGUCCAUAUCUAGGACUUACGAAGGGCCAGGACUGUAUCUGUGGAUCAACACUAGGGGAUCGUAGUCUUGAAGGAGAUUGUGAUCUGGGAUGUCAAGAAGAUGAUCUACAGAUUUGUGGGGGAUCAAAUAGUAUAUCAGUGUACAAUGGGGGAGGGGAAGUGCCCCCUGACCCCGGUUCUGCUGCCCCUGCUGAGGUAUUAUAA
Molecule: messenger RNA, 756 nt
Organism: Lytechinus variegatus (green sea urchin)
Lineage: Eukaryota; Metazoa; Echinodermata; Echinoidea; Temnopleuroida; Toxopneustidae
Exons: 5
Coding region: 1-756 (251 amino acids)
Source: RefSeq, a predicted model, not a curated record